Hydra vulgaris (swiftwater hydra) is the source of this 1043-nucleotide messenger RNA. RefSeq lists its product as uncharacterized. Lineage: Eukaryota; Metazoa; Cnidaria; Hydrozoa; Anthoathecata; Hydridae. The record is from RefSeq and is a predicted model, not a curated record.
AUGAAAAAACAUUUAUAUUAAACAAUUUGUAAUCUAAUAAAUAUUUUUCAUUAAAAAAAAAAAAGAAAUCUAAAAAAAAAUAUGCCAGGCAGAAAGAAAUGUUUUGUAGCUACAUUGUUCAAUGAGGCACCUUUAGAAUCUGGAGGUUCUAAAAUUCAACAAGUUAUAUGCAAAUUUUGCAGCUUAAAGCUAUCAUAAAAUGGCACUUGAAUGACUGAGCACAUUGCAAAAUGUAUGAAAUGUGGCGAUCAAAUAAAAAACAAAUAUUUGAACGAUAUGCCUUUUAAACAGAAGAAAGUUCAAACUGAACUAAUGAUGGAAGAAGAUAUUCCUGAAAACUUACCUAUUCAAGAUAUGAAAAAAGAGAAAAAAAAAUGUUUAUCAUCUGCUAUUCCACAAGUUCCAAUUGAGUCUUUCUUUCCAACACCAAGCAGUUUUGGAAACCAAAGUAGGUCUACAACCCCUAAGUUUGGAGACUGUAGGGCAAAUAAAACCAAAUCAGAUAAGCCUCCCUUAAAACAAUUGUAUUCUUCAACAAGAGUUUUAUUCACAACUCAGAAAAAAAAAAUUGCAUCCUACAUUUUCUCGGACAAAAUGACUAAUGAACAAGUAGAUGAAUCGCAAAUGGAUUUAGCACGCGCUGUCUAUGGUACUGGAUGCUCAUUGAGAGUUUUUGAAAAUAAAUUAGAUAGACAGUUUUGCAAAAUUGAGACCUGCAUUUAAAUUACCUAACCGUGAUAUGUUGUCUAAUUCCCUACUUGAAAGGGUAUAUAAUGAAACCUCAACUACCGUUAAGGAACUUGAGGGAAAUGCUUUAAGUGUAGCAAUUUUGUGUGAUGGAUGGAGCAAUAUCAGGCAAGGAAAAUAUAAUUUAAAAUAAUAGGACUAUUUAUCUAGUGAUUUGUGCACUAGUAUAGGAGUAAAACGUUUUAAACGUUAUAUAACAAAAUUAUGUAACAAUGUAAGCUACACAUAUAUAGUGUAGGUGCAUUCUAACUUCAUGUGUAUAAUUCAUAAUUAAUAAAAAUCAAUAAUAAAGAUAG